This is a messenger RNA of Arachis ipaensis, 2577 nucleotides long. RefSeq lists its product as uncharacterized. Lineage: Eukaryota; Viridiplantae; Streptophyta; Magnoliopsida; Fabales; Fabaceae. The record is from RefSeq and is a predicted model, not a curated record.
AUGGUGAAAAUAUCGAGGAUGCGAAUGUAGAAGACAACACGAACGUCAUACCUGACUUAGGAUUUCAAGUAAAUCAAGUCACUUCUACUGACCUGUAUCAUCCUGAACCAAUACAAAUCUUAACUCGUGUCUGGGAAGAGUUAGAAAAGAGACAACAUAUUUGUGUCACAUCUCUUUCAUGUGUUACGGUGCAUACAUUGUAUUCUUUAGAAUUUUUAUCAUAAUAUAGGCCUAGGCAAAUCAGUUACGAAAACUUGGAAAGAGAAAAUAGGCGUACACAGUUAAUGACACAGUUACUGACGUCUGAAAAAUGCUGCAAUGUCAUACGUAUGGGCCCUGAAGCAUUUAGGCAGUUAUGUCAAAAGUUAAGAGGAACUGGUAGAGUAAAGGAUUCAAUUCGCUCUACCGUUGAAGAGCAAGUCGCUAAAUUCCUAUAUAUUAUAGGGCAUAAUGUGAAAACUAGAACCAUGUCUUUCUUCUUCCACCGCUCAGGAGAGACAAUUAGUCGUCACUUUCACAAUGUCCUACAUGCUAUUCUGUCGUUAGAGGGAGAGUUCUUCAAGCAACCAUCUGGUGAAGAUGUUCCUUAUGAAAUACAUAAUAAUAGUCGAUUCUAUCCGUUUUUUAAGGACUGCAUUGGAGCCAUAGAUGGAACUCAUAGUCAUGUGAAGGUAUCAAGGGUGGAAGCCCCUCGUUUUCGGGGAAGAAAAGAGCAUCCAACACAAAAUAUUUUAGCUGCCUGUGGGUUUGAUAUGAAAUUCACGUAUGUCUUGGCUGGUUGGGAAGGAACUGCCUCUGACUCUAGAAUUUUGAAAGAUGCUUUAAGUAGGGAACAUCCACUUCGAAUACCCGAAGGAAAAUAUUAUCUAGGCGAUGCUGGAUUUAUGCUAAAGCCUAGGAUACUAACACCAUAUAGAGGUGUUCGGUAUCACUUGAAAGAGUAUUCAGUACGUGAGCCACAAAAUCCCAAAGAAUUAUUCAACCACCGACAUUCUUCAUUAAGAAAUGUCAUCGAAAGAUGUUUCGGAGUUCUAAAGAAAAGAUUCCCAAUUAUAGCCAGCGACACAGAACCUUAUUAUUCAUUUGAAACUAUGCGAGACAUUUUUUUGGCAUGUUGCAUACUGCAUAACUUUUUAAUGGGUGUCGAUGUUGAUCAGUCUAUAAUUGAUGCGGUUGAUCGAGAAUUGCUACAAGAACAAAGCAUAGAUAGAUCACAAUCAAAUCAACCACGUGAUGAGGAAUAUAGGCAUGCAUCGUUGUUAAGAGAUAACAUUGUAUUCGAAAUGUGGAAUGUGUAUCAAUCAUUAUAGGUUACAUAAUGCCGAAUAAAGGAAAUAAAACAAUAGAAGCCAAUCAACCUUCGAAAGAUAAUUUAAGAUGGUCUGAUGAUAUGGAUGAAGUUUUGCUAAAUGUAUUAGCAGAGGAAGCAUCGAAAGGUAAUAGGCACGAUGGCUCGUGGACAACUGAAGCAUAUGCCAAUGUUGUGAAGAGUUUGAGCAUAGCAAUAGGCCCUCACAUAACAAAGAAUCACAUAAAGAAUAGAAUGAAGACAUUGAAAGAUCAUUUUGCUGAGGCAUAUGACUUAUUUCAUCACUUAAGUGGAUUUGCAUGGAAUCCUGUAACUAGAAAGUUUGAAGCUGAAGAGCAAGUGUGGCAAGACUUCAUUAAGGAGAAACCACAAGCAGAAAAAUGAAAAAAAAUGUAAAUUAAGCAUUAUGAUACUUUGAAGGAGUUGUUCAGAGCUGAUAGAGCUACUGGUAAAGGGGCUACUACGUCACGAGAAAGGAUUCAAGAAAUUGCUAGAGAUCACAUUGAUUUGAAUGACUCAUUUGAAAACGUUGGAUUUUCUGACAUAGAUGUUAAUAUGGGACAUGAUACCCCAACGUUUCCUGCUAAUUUAGAUUCACCAAGUGGUCCUCAUAGUCAACCAAAUCAAUUAGGUGGGACUUCAACGUUAAGAGGAACAAAGCGUAAGUCUCCUAUGAAUGAUUUUUUGGAGGCACAAUAUGAGAAAGUUGCUUUGGAAAUUACUACCAUGGCUGAUGCUGUCAAAGAGGGUACUUAUCUAUCUAGCAAGCUACAUGAUGUAGCUCAGAGGCAGGUUGAAUCAGCUGAGAGACAAGCUUCUGUGGCUGAGAGGCAAGUUUCGGUUGCCGAAAAGCAAGUCUCGUUAAUUGAAAGACAAGUUGCAAUUGCUGAAAAAGGGUUGGCUAUUAUGCAACAAAGUAGGCCUCGCCUUUAUAGCGAAUCAGAUGUAUGGGAUAUGUUGACUGAAUUGGGUCUGAUAGGAUCAGCUCGGAUGCAGUGUUAUCAGUUUUUAUGUGAAAAUGAGCAGAAAAAGCGCCAAAUUUUUUGGAUCCCACCUGAAAUGCGAUUGGAUGCUCUUUUUCAUUUCAUGACAGCUGCUGGUGUUCGCUUAGGAGAUAUGGUACUUUCAUAAAACAUUAACCAUUUCAGGAAUCAUAACUUGAAAAUGUUUGGGAACAAGAAGUACACUGCUUAGUACAAGUAAAAAUCGAUCAUGUGUUAAUAUUUUUGACUCGGAGAAACUUUAUUUUUUUGAAGUAGAUGGGUACA